Striga asiatica is the source of this 324-nucleotide messenger RNA. Lineage: Eukaryota; Viridiplantae; Streptophyta; Magnoliopsida; Lamiales; Orobanchaceae. The record is from the annotation of a GenBank genome assembly.
AUGCCCUCCACUGCAAUAAGCCCAACGGCACCCGCAUUGCAGAGAGCCGCCAACGCCGGUAGUUCGCCCUUCGCGAGUCUAUCGCGAACUGGAGCCACCGGAAUCGUCCCUGCCGGGAGGCACCGCUCUAGCCCGACGGAACCGCCAUCAAUUGUCCGUCCAUCAGCCCCCUCAGUCGCCCCCUCGCAAGCUUACGCCGUCGCCGUUCGAAUCGCCGCCGUCCUUCGGCCAUUGUUACCGUCGAUAGCGAGUACUCCUUGCCGGCAUCCCGCAAUCGCUAGUGACCGAGAUUUGAUUUCGGGAUUUAAAGAGUUGAGUGAGUAA